Messenger RNA from Cetraspora pellucida, 204 nucleotides. NCBI's taxonomy places the organism in Eukaryota, Fungi, Glomeromycota, Glomeromycetes, Diversisporales, Gigasporaceae. The record is from the annotation of a GenBank genome assembly.
AUGUCUUCUUCUAAUAAUGAAGAAUCUACUUCAACUUUUAGUUUUGAAAAACCUAGUAGCAAUAAACAACAAAAAAAAAAAAAAGCUCAAUUAGUAUUCAAAAAAGUAGAAGCAUUGGUCAAGAUUUAUUGGUAUUAUACAACAUAUGCCAAAGAAGUGAUUUCUUAUAUUAAUUAUAAGCUUACUUUAGAAGAUGUGUUGUUU